Messenger RNA from Armigeres subalbatus, 2832 nucleotides. It is a transcript of the gene P5CS, whose product is annotated as delta-1-pyrroline-5-carboxylate synthase. Gene Ontology annotation, cellular component: mitochondrion; cytoplasm. NCBI's taxonomy places the organism in Eukaryota, Metazoa, Arthropoda, Insecta, Diptera, Culicidae. Gene Ontology annotation, molecular function: ATP binding; glutamate-5-semialdehyde dehydrogenase (NADP+) activity; glutamate 5-kinase activity. The record is from RefSeq and is a predicted model, not a curated record. The transcript has 5 exons. The coding region runs from base 226 to 2631 and encodes 801 amino acids.
UAGUUGAGUGUGAGCCAGCUGAUCGGAAGGACCUUCGCAGAGAUCCCUGUUUGCUGCGGCCAACAUUUCUAGUUCGCAAGACUAUCUUCACAACAAAACUCCAUCGCUUUGGUUAUAAUGCUGUGAUUUUGCUGGAGUGUAUCCAUCAAGUGCCAGAAAGUUUCCAGGAAAGCCAACCGAAGUUGUAAAUCAGUGGUUACCGUUUGUUUCUAUUUUCUUGAAAAAAUGUCGUCAUGUCUGCGUGGUUUGGGCCUGUGCCGUGGUGCACAUUUGCUGAGAAGCAGAUACCAGCAACCGUUGCUGAAAAAUAGCCGAAGUUUUUCGGUUGUUGGCAAUCCAGGACUGCAAUCUUACCUGGCGGAGCAAGCAACUGGACGAUCAUCGCGUCUGUCCGCAAAUCGCACGCUACAUUCCAUCCACGAUCGCGAGCGCGCCACGAUCUCCGAGCGUAGUCAGCUGAAGUACGCUCGCCGAAUGGUGGUCAAGCUGGGCAGUGCGGUUAUCACCCGUGAGGACGAACACGGGCUGGCGCUGGGACGACUGGCAUCGAUCGUCGAACAGGUGGCGGAGUACCACGUCGAGGGUCGGGAAUGCAUCAUGGUGACCAGCGGUGCAGUUGCUUUCGGAAAGCAGAAACUGACCCAGGAGUUGCUGAUGAGUAUGUCCAUGAGAGAAACUCUUUCGCCGACUGAUCACACCCGACAGGACGCUGGAACGCUGUUGGAGCCACGUGCCGCGGCAGCCGUUGGUCAGUCGGGUUUGAUGUCACUGUAUGAUGCUAUGUUUGCGCAGUACGGCAUCAAAACUGCUCAGGUCUUGGUGACGGAACCUGACUUCUAUAACGAAGAAACCCGGAAAAAUCUGUUCAGCACCUUGUCCGAAUUGAUCAGCUUGAACAUUGUGCCCAUCAUCAACACAAACGAUGCCGUUAUGCCACCGAUGUUCAUCGUAGAUCAAGAAGUCUCCGCAACUGGUAAGAAGAAGGGAAUCAAAAUUCGAGAUAACGACAGUCUUUCAGCCCUACUGGCCGCUGAAAUCCAUGCCGAUCUGUUGAUUCUCAUGUCGGAUGUCGACGGCAUCUACAACAAACCACCUUGGGAAGAUGGUGCUCGUCUGAUGCAUACGUACACGCAAGCUGAUAAGGAUCUCAUCAAGUUUGGUCAAAAGUCCAAGGUAGGAACGGGUGGAAUGGAUUCCAAAGUCAACGCCGCGACCUGGGCUUUGGAUCGUGGAGUGAGCGUCGUCAUUUGCAACGGUACACAGGAGAAGGCCAUCAAACAUAUUCUCACGGGCAGAAAGGUCGGAACGUUCUUUACGGAUUACUCUGCGGAGAAAGCGACGCCCGUGGAUGCGAUGGCUGAAGACGCUCGUCUUGGAAGCAGAAUUAUGCAGAAUCUCUCAGCAGCCGAUCGGGCAUUAUGUGUGAACACCUUGGCCGAUUUGUUGAUUUCUCGGCAGUCGUACAUUUUGGAGGCGAACGCAAAGGACUUGGAUGAGGCGAAAAAGACAGGUCUCGAUAAGCCGCUGCUUUCACGAUUAUCUUUGACUCCGGCCAAGCUUGAGAGCUUGGCGAUAGGUUUGAAACAAAUCGCUGAUGACAGUCAUAAGAAUGUAGGACGUGUUCUUAGGCGGACAAAACUAGCGGACGGUUUGGAACUGAAACAGAUAACAGUUCCAAUUGGAGUACUUUUGGUCAUUUUUGAAUCCCGUCCAGAUUCUCUGCCACAAGUGGCGGCCCUCGCCAUGGCCUCCGGUAAUGGUCUGCUGCUCAAGGGUGGAAAGGAGGCAGCGUACAGCAACAAAGCUUUGAUGGAGCUGGUGAAGGAAGCUCUGGGAACGGUGGGCGCUAAAAAUGCCAUUUCUCUGGUGUCGACACGCGAAGAGAUCAGCGAUCUGCUUUCCAUGGAGAAGCAUAUCGAUCUGAUCAUUCCCCGAGGUUCGAGCGAAUUGGUUAGAAGCAUUCAGGAAAAGUCUCAACAUAUCCCAGUCAUGGGGCAUGCCGAAGGAAUCUGUCACGUGUUCGUUGAUAAGGAUGCAAGUCCAGAGAAGGCGCUGAAGAUCAUUCGUGAUUCCAAAUGUGAUUACCCAGCAGCUUGCAAUGCAAUGGAAACCUUGUUGAUUCACGAGGAUUUACUUGCUGGCAACUUCUUUACGGACGUUUGCAACAUGCUGAAACGGGAGGGAGUGAAGAUCAACUCUGGUCCGAAAUUGAACCAGCUUCUGACGUUCGGGCCACCGCAAGCGAAAUCGCUGAAACACGAGUACGGUGCUCUUGAAUGUAGUAUCGAAGUGGUGAAAGAUCUGGAGGAAGCAAUUGAUCAUGUUCAUACUUACGGAAGUGGCCACACUGAUGUCAUUGUGACUGAAAAUGAUUCCGCUGCUCGUUACUUCCAAAACCACGUGGACAGUGCGUGUGUUUUCCACAAUGCGAGCAGUCGCUUUGCCGAUGGUUUCCGGUUUGGCCUGGGCGCUGAAGUUGGUAUCUCGACGGCUCGAAUUCAUGCUCGAGGACCCGUUGGAGUGGAGGGGCUUCUAACUACUAAGUGGGUUUUGGACGGAACGGACCACGCCGCUGCCGACUUUAGCGAUGGCUCUCGCAAAUGGAUCCAUGAGUCGCUGCCGAUCAACUGACUCAAACGUAUAUUUAAAGCACUUCUUAAUAAGCUUAAGUACCUGUAGGAUUGAUAAGCUGCCCAUUUGAUACAAUUAGUAGGAUGCCUUCAUUUUUAUAACGUAAUUGACAGUGAGUUUUCCUGCAUAUGUAUAUUAUUUUCAUGUGAGAGAAAAGACUCAAUAAAAGUGGCUUAAUGAUGGAGCAAAAUUGUAAUUCAA